Neolamprologus brichardi is the source of this 1263-nucleotide messenger RNA. NCBI's taxonomy places the organism in Eukaryota, Metazoa, Chordata, Actinopteri, Cichliformes, Cichlidae. The record is from RefSeq and is a predicted model, not a curated record.
ACUGAUGAAGACAAGGGAGAGUUAGAGACCAUCCAGAACACAUUCAGCUCUCGAGUCAAUGACUUCACCAUGAUUCUGUUCACUGUGGACUCAGAUCCUACAGAUCCAGCUGUUGGUAACUUUGUGAAGGGAAACAAGAAAAUCCAGGAGCUCUGUGAGAGCUGUGGAGGAAGAUCAGUUGUUAUCAACAUCAAAGACAAACAGCAGAUCCCACAGCUGUUAGAUACUGUGGAAAAAAUGAGACCGGGCAAGGACAAACCAGGUAGUUAUACAACUGUAACAUUUGCACACGCUCAAAUAGAAAAGAUUGUUCAACAAGAGAGAAAUAUCACUCGGCAACAGGCUGAACUUGAAAAACUGAAAAACAAGAAACAUGACACAUGUGAUGAAGUGAAGCAGGACUCAGACUGUCUCAGGAUUGUGCUGAUUGGGAAGACUGGAAGUGGAAAGAGCUCAUCAGGAAAUACCAUUCUAGGAAGAAAGCAAUAUAAAGCUGAAUCGAGUCAAACAUCAGUCACCAAAUACUGUCAGAAAGCACAGGGUGAGGUGGACGGUCGUCCUGUUGGUGUGGUCGACACUCCUGGACUGUUUGACUCAACUUUGACACAUGAAGAAGUUUAUGAGGAGAUGGUGAAAUGUGUCAGUCUCCUGGCUCCAGGACCACACGUCUUCCUGCUGGUGAUGCAGAUUGGUAGAUUCACACCAGAGGAUAAACAAACACUUGAUUUUAUCAAGAGUGGGUUUGGAAAAAACUCUGAAAAGUUUACCCUUGUUCUUCUAACUGGAGGAGAUUCACUAGAGGAAGAUGAGGUGUCCAUUGAUACGUACAUGAAAACAAAAUGUGAUGAUUCCUUUAAGAAGCUGAUCUCUGACUGUGGAGGAAGAUACCAUGUGUUCAAUAACCGUGAGAAAAAAAAAAGCUCACAAGUCAAUGAGCUGAUAACAAAGAUUGACACAAUGGUGAAAAAAAAUGGAGGAAACUACUUCACCAAUGAGAUGCUGCAAGAGGCUGAAGCAGCGAUAAAGAAAGAAAUGCAGAGGAUCCUGAAGGAGAAAGAAGAAGAGAUGAAGAAACAGAUGGAGGAACUUGAAAGAAAACACGAAGAAGAAAAAGGAGCAAUGAAAAAAAGAAUGGCUGAGCAGGAAGAACAAAUUGAAAAAGAGAGAAAACUGAGAGAACAACAACUUAAAGAAAAGGAAGAAUUCAUCAACAAGGAGCGCGAGCAGAGAAAGAAAGAACAGGAGGAGAGAGAAGAAGAAGAG